AUGGCACAUCCGUCUCAACUAGGUUUUCAAGAUGCAGCUUCACCCGUUAUAGAAGAACUUCUCCAUUUUCACGACCACGCAUUAAUAAUUGUCUUCCUGAUUAGCACUCUUGUGCUUUAUAUUAUUGUAGCAAUAGUAACCACAAAGUUGACAAACAAGUUCAUCUUAGACUCACAAGAAAUUGAAAUCAUCUGGACUUUACUCCCAGCAAUCAUUCUAAUUCUGAUCGCCCUACCCUCCCUUCGCAUUCUUUACCUUAUGGACGAGAUUAAUGACCCCCAUCUAACAAUUAAAGCCAUGGGCCACCAGUGGUAUUGAAGUUAUGAGUAUACCGACUAUGAAGAUUUGGGUUUUGACUCAUACAUGAUCCCCACCCAAGACCUCACCCCCGGACAAUUUCGGCUGUUAGAAACAGACCACCGGAUGGUUAUUCCAGUUGAAUCACCCAUUCGGGUUUUAGUCUCCGCUGAAGACGUGUUACACUCGUGGGCAGUCCCUAGCCUCGGGGUAAAAAUGGACGCUGUUCCCGGUCGACUUAAUCAAACAGCUUUUAUUACCUCACGCCCUGGUGUAUUUUAUGGACAAUGUUCAGAAAUUUGUGGUGCUAACCACAGCUUUAUACCUAUUGUUGUUGAAGCCGUCCCCCUAGAACACUUCGAAAAUUGAUCAUUCAUUAUACUUCAAGAUGCCU
This is a messenger RNA of Oryzias latipes (Japanese medaka), 691 nucleotides long. The record is from the annotation of a RefSeq genome assembly. NCBI's taxonomy places the organism in Eukaryota, Metazoa, Chordata, Actinopteri, Beloniformes, Adrianichthyidae.